Loxodonta africana (African savanna elephant) is the source of this 3078-nucleotide messenger RNA. It is a transcript of the gene PHETA1, whose product is annotated as PH domain containing endocytic trafficking adaptor 1. The transcript has 4 exons. Lineage: Eukaryota; Metazoa; Chordata; Mammalia; Proboscidea; Elephantidae. Gene Ontology annotation, biological process: retrograde transport, endosome to Golgi; receptor recycling; endosome organization. The record is from RefSeq and is a predicted model, not a curated record. The coding region runs from base 404 to 1069 and encodes 221 amino acids. Gene Ontology annotation, cellular component: trans-Golgi network; recycling endosome; early endosome.
UGGCCGCCCCUGGAGACAAAGCGCCGCCGCCGUCACCGCCGCCGAGGGGGUCCCGGGCCAUGGCCCGGCCGCCCCCCGGCCCCAUGCCUCCCGUCCCGCCUCCGCCUUCGCCGCCUUAGGCCUGCGCCGCAAGGUAUCUGAGCUCCUACUAUGUGCCAAGAGCUGAAGUUCAGAUAAAAAAUGCCUGCCCUUCCGGAGCAGGGAGCAGGCAAACAUGACCCAGAUGUGGCAAUGGAGGCCCAGAGAGGCUAAAAGCUUGCCCAGGGUCACACAGCCUGGAUGCUGCAGAACUGAGAUUUGAACCCAGAGAAGAGUGUGCUGAGACCAGAGCUGGGCAAAGGGUAGGGAGGCGAGCGGUGGCCUGAGAGGCCCCAGUUCCCCUGCAGGCCCCAGGGUCACGGCCAUGAAGCUGAACGAGCGCAGCCUGGCCUUCUACGCCACCUGUGAUGCCCCAGUGGACAACGCAGGCUUCCUGUACAAGAAGGGCGGGCGCCAUGCCACCUACCACCGUCGCUGGUUUGUGCUGCGGGGCAACAUGCUCUUCUACUUUGAGGACCCGGCCAGCCGUGAGCCCGUGGGCGUCAUCAUCCUGGAAGGCUGCACUGUGGAGCUGGUGGAGGCUGCCGAGUUCGCCUUUGCUGUGCGCUUUGCCGGGGCCCGGGCACGCACCUACGUGCUGGCUGCCGAGAGCCAGGCCGCCAUGGAGGGCUGGGUGAAGGCGCUGUCGCGGGCCAGCUUCGACUACCUGCGGCUUGUGGUGCGUGAGCUGGAGCAGCAGCUGGCUGCUAUGCAGGCGGGGGGCUGCCCACCACCACCCCGCCGACCCCGCGCCAUCCUGCCCAAGGAGAACGGCUGCGCUGUCUGGAGUGCUGAGCUGCCGGCCACCCCCCCAGUCAGCAACACUGAUGCCCGGCCUGGCCCUGAGCUCCCGCUGCUGCCUCCCCGCCAGCAGACCUCGGUGCCCAGCAGGCCUCUUGACACGGCCUCCUUCGCCCAGCUGCAUGAGCGGUAUGGACAGGAGAUCAGGGCACUGAGGGGCAAGUGGCUCAAGAGCCAGGCCCGGCCCUGAAGAGACCAAGGGCCCUGGUCCUGAGGGGAAGUGGUCAAGGUCAGUCCUGAGGUCGCCAAGAAGCCUGGUUCUAGGGGUAGUGUGGCUCCGAGAAGGUGCUGGAUUGUGAAGGGGGCUUGGCUUGUCUGACCAGAGCAGGCCUAGCCCUGAGGGGCCCAUGAUGCCAGAAGCUGAGGAGAAUCCAGGAUGAGCUCUCAUAAGCCGGAGGGUACCUAGGCUGCCUUACCCCAAUUACUCAGCAAGGGUCAUUGCUGGUAAUAGACCUGGGCAGGGCCCAUAGCUCGACAGGGACUGGACCUGACAGUGACCUGUAGCUCGAUAGGUGAACGCCUGAUCAGCCCUGGCCCUAGUGGCUCCUGACCACAUCCUGGACAUGGACAGCGAGAAGGCUUGGCCACGGGCACACCACACCCAGGCCUGACCUCUUUUGUUCCAGGCCCCAUCAGAGAAGCUGGCCUAGCUCCCGGUGGCCUGGCUCCCGGAGCAGCAGGUGUUGAAGGGGCUCCAGGGAGCAGUGGACAGGAGCAGGCCCAGGUUUCAGUGUGUGAACGGUACACUGGGGUGGCCUGGUUCUGGGCCUCCUGGCCUGGAGCGGGGCUGAGGCAGGACUUUGUUCAGGCCCCUGGCCCCUGGCCAGGCCUGAGGAGGUGUGCCUGGCAGUCAGCAGGCUCUCUGGCUGCGGCUGUGUCUGUGUCCCCAUGGGGCCUCACACACCCUCCCCAACUGUAUCCUUUAGUCACAUUCUCCGGGAGCUAGCUCUUCCGCUGGCCUCGGACGGGGCCUCUCAGGGAGCUGGCCUGACCUCCUCUAGACCCUGCUGGGUGGCUAUGGUCUGAGCUGGCACCGGUGCCCCAGGACUUUCUGACGGGUUCAUCCAGGGAGGAGUGGCCAUGAGGUGACUCACUGCCAGGGAAGUCCUGGGUGCUGAUACAACGGUAGAAAAAUGAGCCAUGAAGCUUGUUUGGCUUCUAGAACACGCCCUCCAACUCCACACGGUCCCCUCCAUCUCAACAUUGUCAGAAUGCACAGACUCAGCCUCCCACCCCCUGUUGUCUGAUAGGGAGACUGAGGCUCAGAGCAAGAGACGGGGCUCGCUUUGCUCAGAGGCUGACCCAGUCUCACUGCUCUUCCCUCACCACAGUGCCCACUCAUAGUCCAGGGAGAAUCUGGGGUUCGGGACACCCUGGCCCUCCAGCUGGGUCAUGUUUACAAUCCUCAGUGUCCCACACCAGGGACCCCCUGAGGAUAGUGCCACUCCAACCUUUAUUGCUCCAGAGGCUGCCUCUGGGUGACAGACAGACAUAGCCCCUUCCUGCUGUCUUCGGAGACCCCGAGCUUAGAGCAGUAUGGGGUAUGUACGUGUCUGCAAUCAAGGCCUCACUCGCUCACUGCUGGCUCAGUGGACGGGGCUACAGUUUUAAUUUUAUUUUUAAACACUUAGAGUGUUUGUUUCUAGUGACAGAACUUACUGUUUCACUGCUUUUGUUUCCUGUUAUCUGGUGGGAAGGGAUGGGGUAGCCCCAGUGCUGGGCUUGGCUGGGGGACAGUGAGCACUGCCCCCAGGGACGGGCUAGGAGCAUCGACUGCAGAAAGCCAUGCUUGGAGACCCAGAGGUGCCUCAGGCGGGGACCUCACCUGUGCUCUGCCUUCUCUCUGGCAGGUGCUGCCUUUGGGGUCCUGGUACGUUUCCUGUCCCCCUCCUUCCCUGAGUCCUCUGCUCAUGCCUGAGUGACGGGGGUGGGUGGCUACUCCUGCCACAGGCUCUGGGUCUCCAGUGGAGUGUGAGCUGUCCAGAGGCCCCAGGCCCUGGUCAGACCCAGCUGGUAGGGUGAUGUGUCACGCCCAGUCCUGGUGCAGGUUUACAAACUCUAAUGGUACAGUGGCCCUGGCCUUGAUGGGGGUGCAGGAUGCUAUCCCCCGAAAAGCACAAGAUGGGGUCAGGCUGCCUACAGGGUUGGGUGGGGUGAGGAUGAUGCAAGGGCUGAAAUAAACACAAGUUUGUCAAGGAA